AUGGCGCUGCUCGCACGCACAGCACGAAAUGCUCUGUUUGAGUCGAGAUCGAUAAUACGCCCAACCGUCCUCCGUGCAGGAAUAACGACCGUAUCGCACAAUCUCGACACAUCAAAUACCCCAGAGCCGCUCAUUCAAUCCGGCCACCGCAUAUCACAGGAAGCCAAGGAGCGCGCUCAAACACCACAGCCUUUGCCAGAACACACACCCAAGCCUGCAACCUCUAAUGGUAUCAAGGCAUCACCACAUGCCCGCUCAGACAUUGUCUCCCAGACCCUUACACCCUCCAUCCGAAACCUUCUUCCGCUCCUGCAAACGCAACCAGAACACUACAUAACCGCCCAUAUACAUGGAAGGCCGUAUCUUCUUACUCGUGGCGACACACUCCGUCUCCCCUUCCAAAUGCCACACGUGCGGCCCGGCGAUAUCCUACGUCUCAACCGCGCUACACACAUUGGAUCGCGAGACUACACAUUGAAGGCCCCGGAACCGGUCAAGGGAAACUCGGACCAUGGGAAAAAGGUGUUUUACUUGGAUGAGCGGUUAUUCACCUGCAGAGCGCGGGUCGUGGGUGUGGAGAGCGAGCCAUUGCGGGUUGAGGAGAAGACCAAAAGGCGGCGGAGGCACGUCAAACACGUCAAGAGCAAGCAUCACUACACAGUGCUGAAGAUUAGUGAUUUGGAAGUCAAGAGUCUGGAGGAGUAUGAGGCCGCGUUAGCGCACGAGAGUAGUGAGAAGAAGAGUGUACAAUAGUAGGUUGGGCCAUGCAUCGAAGAAUACGUUGCAAUAGCUGGUGACGGAUGUAUCAUAUCGGAUCUCAGACGAAUGCAC
Exserohilum turcica Et28A is the source of this 831-nucleotide messenger RNA. RefSeq lists its product as uncharacterized. Gene Ontology annotation, cellular component: mitochondrial large ribosomal subunit. The coding region runs from base 1 to 753 and encodes 250 amino acids. NCBI's taxonomy places the organism in Eukaryota, Fungi, Ascomycota, Dothideomycetes, Pleosporales, Pleosporaceae. Gene Ontology annotation, molecular function: structural constituent of ribosome. The record is from RefSeq and is a predicted model, not a curated record. The transcript has a single exon.